AAGGCUGUCCAGACCUCUGACCCUCUCUUAAUCCCAGGGACUAAGGCAUCUGUCAGUAUCUGACCCUUUCUGGGUUUUAUGGUGCUGGCCUGUCUCCGAACUUUCAAGUCUUGAGUGACUGUACCUUGAUGGAACAGGCAUGGAGGAUGUCCUUCCUGCAGUGGGCUGUUAGGAGGCCAUGUACCUUGUUGGAACAAAGCAUUACAUUAACACCUUUUCUCUUAUGUACCAGGAAGUGUUGUCGACCUCGCUGGGAGGAGCACAGUGCCAAGGGUCAGCACACGACCCUAUGUGUCCUAACGGCCACAGUGAGGGUCUGAGGAGAGGAGUGAAGCACCAAGGGACAGCACAUGACGCUUGCUGGCUGCUGCAGCUUCCCUGAGGUUCCUGCAAGACCUGCUGACUCCUCACCCCAGGAGUGGUGGGCAGAGGAAGCUACAAGGCCAGGCAGCAGCCUGAGUGUCGGGACCACCAGGAACACUGCCACUGCUGUGAGGACCAGAAGAACCACCACCAUUACUACCAAUAACAACAACACCUUGCUGCUGGCAUUUCCAGCCAUAAAGGAAAGGGAAAGUUUGAGUGUGAAUAGAUUUGCACACACUGGUGAGGGACACCAUGAGUGACCUGAGUAUGGGGAAUGACUCCCAGGGAAGGACGACCUCAGCAAAUACACUGACACACACUUGUGAAGGACCUCAUGAAUGCCAUGAGUGUGGCAAAAGGUUUAGAUACCAAAGUGCCCUGAACAGACACACCCUUACACACUCUGGUGAAAGACCUUAUGAAUGCCAUGAAUGUGGUAAAAGGUUUACACAGAAGAGUAAUCUCAACACACACACCCUUACACACACUGGCGAAACACCUCAUGAAUGUGAGGUUUGUGGAAAAAGGUUUGCACUGAAGUAUCACCUCAACACACACACUCUUACACACACUGGUGAAAGACAUCAUGAAUGUGAAGUGUGUGAAAAAAGGUUUACACAGAGGAGUCACCUCAACACGCACACCCUUACACACACUGUUGAAAAACCUCAUGAAUGCCAUGACUGUGGCAAAAGGUUCAGUACAGUGGGUAACCUCAACAGACACAACCUUACACACACUGGCGAAAAACCUCAUGAAUGUAAAGUUUGUGGUGAAAGAUUCACUCAGAAGAGUGCCCUAAACCUACACAACUACACACACACUGGUGAAAGACCUCAUGAAUGUGAGGUUUGUGGUAAGAGAUUUAUUAGGAAGAGUUAUCUCAAAGUUCACACUCAUACACACACUGGUGAAAGACCUUAUGAAUGUACAGUUUGCGGUGAAAGAUUCACUCAGAAGAGUCACCUCAACAAGCACAGCCUUACACACACUGGUGAUAGACCUCAUGAGUGUCAACAGUGCGGGAAAAAAUUUGGUGCAAAGUCUGUAUUGGAGCAGCACGCCUUCAGACACUGGCCUGAGAGAGUUCAAAUGUGAGUGUGUGGGAAGCACUUCAAGAUGAAAAUAGAUAUUGCCCAGCACAUGGAGACCCAUUUCUGAGGUGUUGUGUUGUGCUGAAGUUUUGCUGUGUGUGGGAGUGUAGGUGGUAGCUGAGGUGGUGGUGGAGGGCCGUGUGUAGCAUAAAGAAACAAAAGUACUGACUUGUAACAAAUAGUGAUUUUGUGAAUGUGAUGAGUUCAUUAUUUUCAUCCCCAGCUGCAUGUGGUUGGUGGAAGCUGUUAUUUGUUUAAGCAGUAGGGAAAUAAGCCCUCUCCUUCCCAGUAACCCCUCCCCUUCCUUCACAGUAACCCCUUCCCUUCCUUCCCAGUAACCCCUCCCCUUCCUUCCCAGUAACCCCUCCCCUUCCUUCACAGUAACCCCUCCCCUUCCUUCCCAGUAACCCCUUCCCUUCCUUCCCAGUAACCCCUUCCCUUCCUUCCCAGUAACCCCUCCCCUUCCUUCACAGUAACCCCUUCCCUUCCUUCCCAGUAACCCCUUCCCUUCCUUCCCAGUAACCCCUUCCCUUCCUUCCCAGUAACCCCUCCCCUUCCUUCCCAGUAACCCCUUCCUUCCCAGUAACCCCUCCCCUUCCUUCCCAGUAACCCCUUCCCUUCCUUCCCAGUAACCCCUCCCCUUCCUUCACAGUAACCCCUCCCCUUCCUUCCCAGUAACCCCUUCCCUUCCUUCACAGUAACCCCUCCCCUUCCUUCCCAGUAACCCCUUCCCUUCCUUCCCAGCAACCCCUUCCCUUCCUUCACAGUAACCCCUCCCCUUCCUUCACAGUAACCCCUACCCUUCCUUCCCAGUAACCCCUCCCCUUCCUUCCCAGUAACCCCUCCCCUUCCUUCCCAGUAACCCCUUCCCUUCCUUCCCAGUAACCCCUCCCCUUCCUUCCCAGUAACCCCUCUCCUUCCUUCCCAGUAACCCCUCCCCUUCCUUCCCAGUAACCCCUCCCCUCUCCAGUAAGCCCUCCCCUUCCUUCCCAGUUAGCUCUCCCCUCCCCAGUUAAGCCUCUCCCUUCUCACCAGUUCCCCCGAAGAAAGCCUAUUGGUACCAUGGUCAGCAAUUAGAAACAAGUCAAGGACACAUGCUGAGGCAGUGGGUUGUUUGAGAAGAGUCUGUGGGUUAACAAGAUGGAUGGUGUGGGUGAGAGGUAGAGGUGCACAACAUGGGUCUGGCUCAGGUCCACUUUCUUAAACGUAUCAUCAGGUUCCUGUACAACUAUAUCCCGAGGCCAUAGAGAAGAUCAACUGGGUUUUCAUGGGUCUGCCUGCUCAUGGCUCAGAAGUCGUUUAAAACUAUCCCUAGAAAUGCAAAACAGUCCACGAUAAUCCCAGCAACUUCUACGAGAGGCUUUUCAAAUGGGCAAACUGAGGUGCCAAGACAUGUAAGAAUAUGGGCUUGAGAGCAGAAGGGGUCAAGUGUGGAGCAUGUGAGCCUGUGUAGAGUAUUAUGCAGGCCAUCCUGGGGUGAGGGAGAGCUGGGGGAAGGAUGACUUGGCUGCCUCAGGAACCAAAUAGAAGCUUCAACAUUACUUAGUAUUUUUUUUUUCCAUGGAGUGAAGUUUGAAGGUGGCUUUGUUGUGCCAGUAGGGCUGCCAACAGCUUCACAUUACCCUUGCCCAGUAUUAUUAAACCUAUCAGCACCUCAGUUCGCCUGUUUAAAAAUCCUCGUAGAAGUUACUGGGAUGUUCACGGGCUGUUUGGUGAUCCUAGUGAUAGUUUUACGAGAUUUCUGCAUCAUGAAUGGGAAAAUUAUCUAUGAAAACCCAGUAAAUCUUCUCUGUGGCCUUGGGAACUUGUCAUACUAGUAACCCAAUAUGCUUAAGAAUAUGCACCUUGGAUUCAGUAUGCUUCUUAGCCAGGUUCCUACCCAGGCAAUGUGUAGUGUCUGGCUACAGUGGUGUGCUGCAGGGGUCAGUGCUGGGUCCCUAACCUGAUCUUUGUACUGAGCAGUGUGCAGAGUAACAGUGUCUGGCUACAGUGGUGUGCUGCAGGGUCAGUGCUGAGUCCGUGCUACUUAGUAUUGAACAGUGUGCAGAGUAACAGUGUCUGGCUACAGUGGUGUGCUGCAGGGGUCAGUGCUGGUGGGCCUCUGCUGCCACCCUGACCCUUAUACUGUACAGAGUUGCCAGACAUUGUGCAGAGUAGUCCACUUUACUUUUGUUCUGUAAAUCUGGAGAAACCACUUGGUCUGUGUUUUUUAAUUCCUAGUGAUUACAAACCUCACAUUCAUCCUCCUCUUAGCACAGCAUAUUCCACAUCUCCUGUCGGCUGAAUAUAUCUUAAGAUUUGGUUCUUUUCUCUUCUGGGUAGUUUUAAGAGUCUAGUGAUUGCUUGAGAGUUUGCUGGGCAGGGUAACGAGACCAAAACUGCACCGCAUACUCCAAUUGAGGCCUGUCCCAUAUUCUCAAACACUUAAGAGGCCAUUACUCACAGACAUUCUAUAAUUUUUUAGCAUUUUGUUAUGUGUAUACUCUUCCCUUUCUGACCUGUCAUGGAUGGUCCUACAAUAUAUCUUUUACUUUGUCC
Messenger RNA from Eriocheir sinensis (Chinese mitten crab), 3998 nucleotides. RefSeq names its product zinc finger protein 239-like. The record is from RefSeq and is a predicted model, not a curated record. Lineage: Eukaryota; Metazoa; Arthropoda; Malacostraca; Decapoda; Varunidae. Bases 619 to 1464 code for a protein of 281 amino acids. Gene Ontology annotation, cellular component: nucleus. Gene Ontology annotation, biological process: regulation of transcription by RNA polymerase II. The transcript has a single exon. Gene Ontology annotation, molecular function: RNA polymerase II cis-regulatory region sequence-specific DNA binding; DNA-binding transcription activator activity, RNA polymerase II-specific.